Tripterygium wilfordii is the source of this 1371-nucleotide messenger RNA. Its product is annotated as protein IRX15-LIKE-like. Gene Ontology annotation, biological process: xylan biosynthetic process. Lineage: Eukaryota; Viridiplantae; Streptophyta; Magnoliopsida; Celastrales; Celastraceae. Bases 232 to 1161 code for a protein of 309 amino acids. The transcript has a single exon. The record is from RefSeq and is a predicted model, not a curated record.
CUCUCGAUGAUUUGAUGCAACUUUGGUAGUUUGGUUGUUAGAAAAUUAAUUAAUUAGGUUGAUUGCAAUGUCAACUUCGCUCUCUUCCUCCAUUGCUUCAAUUACAUGCUUCAUCCCAAAUCAAUUCAUCUUUAAAGCAAACCCUCUUCACAUUCCACUCUCAAGAUUACAAAAUCUUCUCCAUUAUAGCUAGAGGAAGAUAAUCUCUUUCUCUCAUCUCUGUCGCUAGCCAUGAAGAACAACAAUGGUAGCAACACGAAAUUGAUCCUCCUCCAUCCAUACAUCCAAAAGCAAGGAAGCUCCAAUCGAUUAUGGCUUUUGGCCUUCCUUUCAUUCUUCACCGUAGCCUUCCUUGUCACUCUUAUUUACACUAGAGAAUCUUUCUCCACAAACGCCGCAAUAGCCACUACCACCCCUACCACAACGACCGCCGCCUCCGCCGCACCACUGCCAACAACAGUCAUCAACACCCUUCUCCACUACACGUCCAGAUCCAACGACUCUUUCCACAUGUCCUACACCGAGCUCAAACCGAUCUCCGAUGUCCUCCGAAAAUGUUCCUCUCCCUGCAACUUCCUCAUCUUCGGACUCACACACGAAACGCUCCUCUGGAAGGCACUGAAUCACAACGGCCGUACAGUCUUCAUCGACGAGAAUCGCUACUACGCCGCUUAUUUCGAAGAACUCCACCCGGAAAUCGACGCCUACGACGUGCAGUACACGACCAAGAUAAGCGAGUGGAGAGAACUCAUGGGGUCGGCCAAGGAACAAAUACGGAACGAGUGCCGGCCGGUACAGAAUCUGUUAUUCUCCGAAUGCAAGCUUGGGAUCAACGAUCUGCCCAACCAUGUUUAUGAGGUGGACUGGGAUGUAAUUCUGGUCGAUGGGCCGAGGGGAGAUGGGCCUGAUGGGGCGGGCCGGAUGUCGGCAAUCUUUACUUCUGGCGUGCUGGCGAGAAGUAAGAAGGGAGGGAAUGGGAAGACGCAUGUGUUCGUGCAUGAUUAUUAUAGGAACAUUGAGAGGGCAUAUGGAGAUGAGUUUCUGUGUAGGGAGAACUUGGUGGAACACAAUGAGUUGCUUGCACAUUUUGUGGUGGAAAGAAUGGAUGAGAAUUGCUUCCAAUUCUGUCACAAUAGAACAACUUCACUUUCGUCUUCCUAGUUGUGGAUUCAUCAACAAAACACAAAGGUCCCAAGUUGGUGUAUUUAUGGAAUUUGUUUCUUCUUUCUUUUGGAACUUAUUUUCAGUUGGGUGGGGCUUGUAAACAAUAAUUUUGUUCAUCCUUGGGCAUUGGAAAUAGUGAGCUCAAAGUAAAAAGUUUAAGAUUUUCAAUAGUGAGCUUCAAUUAAAAAGUUUGUGGAUUGAUCAUGG